AACAGAUCAUUUGUCUAAGCUUUUAUCUGAGAGUACCUCUCUGCAAGUUUGCAAAUCGAGAGAUGGGUGUGCUGUUAGGGUAUCACUUGGUCCAGCUGUUGAUGCUGUCGCUAGUGGGUGCAGCGGCAUCUGCAGCAGAUGCACUGCCUGGCUGCCGAACGAGAUGCGGCGAGGUUGACGUCCCCUACCCUUUUGGCAUUGGUCCUAGCUGUUCGAGGGAAGGCUUCUCACUAGAUUGCAACACAACGGAUGAUGGCCUCGAGAAACUUUUUUUGUCCGUCGUCGAGAUCACCGAUAUCUCGUUGCCACUUGGCCAGGCACGCAUGCUCAAUGAAAUAUCGUGGCAGUGUUACAACGCUAGCACCAAUUCUAUCUACUACAGCACCUGGUUUCUGAAUUUGACCAACACACCAUACAGAUUCUCCGACGACCUCAACAAGUUCACUGUGAUCGGCUGCGACACCCUCGCCUACAUCGGAGAUUUCGAAAGGGCCGACAGCUACCAGAGCGGUUGCGUGUCUACAUGUCACAACGAGGUGAGUUUGGUCAACAGGUCAUUAUGCUCCGGCAUCGGCUGCUGCCAAACCUCCAUCCCCAAAGACCUCACAUACUAUGAGGUCUGGUUUGAUUCAGAUUUCAACAGCUCGAGCACCUGGAACUUCAGUGACUGUAGCUAUGCCGUAUUGUUGGAGGCGAAUCAGUUUGAGUUCCUAACAUCUUACAUCACAACGUACCAAUUCUGGAACAACAACAACGGCAAGGCACCCUUGGUGGUGGAUUGGGCGAUCGGAAACGAGAUAUGUGAGGUAGCACAGCGCAACAUAACCUCCUACGCCUGCAUCAGCGAGCACAGCGAGUGUUUGAACUCUUCCAAUGGUCCUGGGUAUCUUUGUAACUGUUUGAGUGGCUACCAUGGCAAUCCUUAUGUCGCUCAUGGCUGCCAAGACAUCGACGAAUGUUCUGAUAAAGAUCAAUAUCCUUGCCAUGGCACCUGCAAGAACCUGCCCGGUAGCUACAAUUGUUUCUGCCCGCCAGGUACACAUGGUGAUGCCUUCAAUGGAACAUGCACCCAACAGCAGAAACUUCAAUCAUCAGCGAAGGUGACUGUAGAUACAGGUACUGGCAAUGGCUUGAUCUUUCUACUAAUAUUCGGCAUGUGUAUCUAUAUGAUUUUUUAAAGAAGAACGUUCAUCAAGAUUAAGGAAAGGUGUAUGUGAAGAAUGGUUAGCACUUGGAUUGACCUCUAUCCACUGAUGGAUCUGACAGUCAAUUUGGUAGGUAAUUUGGCCUUGUUAUAUAUUUCUAGUCCAGCCACUGUUGAGUUACACAUGUUGAAAAGGAUUGAUGCUGUGAAGUCACAAUAGGGUUCCUAUGUUCUGUGUAUCAAGCAGCUUUGUAAUAUUUCUGUCACAUACGUCUGGCAAUUUCUCUUCUGGCUUCUUUCAAA
This is a messenger RNA of Musa acuminata AAA Group (dessert banana), 1447 nucleotides long. RefSeq names its product wall-associated receptor kinase 2-like. The transcript has 3 exons. The coding region runs from base 63 to 1178 and encodes 371 amino acids. Gene Ontology annotation, molecular function: polysaccharide binding; calcium ion binding. NCBI's taxonomy places the organism in Eukaryota, Viridiplantae, Streptophyta, Magnoliopsida, Zingiberales, Musaceae. The record is from RefSeq and is a predicted model, not a curated record.